AUGGGGAGUGAACAUGUUGUGCAAGGAGGUUUCCCAAUGAAGGCGAACGCCGGAAAUGCUACAAUUCUCUCACUCGGAAAGGCCUUCCCUCACCAGCUUGUCAUGCAGGAUUUUCUGGUUGAUGGGUAUUUCAAAGAUACCAACAGUGAUGAUCCAGAGCUUAAGCAGAAGCUGGCUCGACUCUGUAAGUCCGUCAACUUCUCUCCUUUUUCCCAAAUAUCUUGUAGGAAAAUAUGACAGUGCAAAACAACAACAGUCAAAACUAGGUAUGUGGUCAUGUCAGAAGAGAUUCUGGAAAAGUAUCCAGAGCUUACAACUGAAGGCACACCAACUAUAAAGCAAAGGCUACACAUUUGCAAUGAAGCUGUAACAAAGAUGGCAAUUGAAGCUUCACAAGCUUGCAUCAAGAAAUGGGGGAGACCUACUUCAGAUAUAACCCACUUGGUCUAUGUCUCGUCCAGUGAAGCUCGCCUCCCGGGUGGUGACCUUUACCUAGCGAAAGGCCUUGGACUCAGUCCCCAGACUAAAAGGGUCAUGCUCUACUUCUCAGGCUGCUCGGGCGGUGUGGCUGGCGUUCGUGUUGCCAAAGACAUUGCCGAGAACAAUCCAGGAAGUAGAGUCCUGCUUGCUACUUCUGAAACCACUAUCAUUGGGUACAAACCACCAAGUGCAAACAGACCAUAUGAUCUUGUUGGUGUUGCACUUUUUGGGGAUGGUGCUGGAGCCAUGAUGAUUGGCUCAGACCCCGAAUUGGUAUCUGAAAACCCGCUGUUCGAACUUCACACAGCCUUACAAGAGUUCCUGCCUGGUACUGAGAAGACCAUUGAUGGAAGGGUCACAGAAGAAGGGAUCAGCUUCAAGCUGGAAAGAGAGCUGCCUCAAAUAAUUGAAGAUCACAUUGAAGGUUUCUGUGGGAGGCUGAUGGGAGUUGUUGGAUACGAUAACAAGGAGUACAACAAGAUGUUUUGGGCUGUCCAUCCAGGAGGUCCGGCAAUCUUGAACCGAAUGGAGAAGCGUCUUGAUUUGUCGCCAGAGAAGCUGAACGCGAGCAGACGCGCUCUGGCGGAUUAUGGCAACGCUAGCAGUAACACCAUAGUGUAUGUUCUGGAGUACAUCAUUGAAGAGAGCAAGAAGAUGAAGAAGGAAGGAGAAGGAGAUGGUGAAUGGGGAAUGAUACUGGCCUUUGGACCUGGAGUUACUUUUGAGGGAAUUUUAGCAAGGAAGCUUGCUGUCUAAGUUUUUUUUUUUAUAUAUACUGUCAUUAAAUGGAUGACCAACGUUACUUAGUAACUGCCUUUCCACUGCUGUUCCAGUUGAUUAAUCGAAGUCUUAUGUUCUUA
Pyrus x bretschneideri (Chinese white pear) is the source of this 1340-nucleotide messenger RNA. Its product is annotated as type III polyketide synthase B. NCBI's taxonomy places the organism in Eukaryota, Viridiplantae, Streptophyta, Magnoliopsida, Rosales, Rosaceae. The record is from RefSeq and is a predicted model, not a curated record. Gene Ontology annotation, biological process: polyketide biosynthetic process. Gene Ontology annotation, molecular function: acyltransferase activity, transferring groups other than amino-acyl groups.